Messenger RNA from Closterium sp. NIES-65, 912 nucleotides. Lineage: Eukaryota; Viridiplantae; Streptophyta; Zygnematophyceae; Desmidiales; Closteriaceae. The record is from the annotation of a GenBank genome assembly.
AUGGCUACCCCCAGAGUCCUUACCUUUGAUGCUGAGGGUCGUGCUGUUGACUUUGAGGUCUGGGUCGAUGACCUCCAGCUGUUCCUCCAGUGCGAUAGGGCAGACGGACUCUCCCUGUUCGAUCUCACCUCUGGUGCCUCCCCUGCCCCACCUACUACUGCUGACAGCACUCUUCGCUCACAGUGGGCCACACGCGAUGCUGCUGCCCGUCUUGCUGUGCGUCGCCACUUACCGACCACAGAGCGUGCGCACUUUAGCCAGUACAAGAGUGCUAAGACCUUGGACCACUUCCUCUCACUUUGCCCCACCACACUCACCGUUGACCUCCUUGAGGAGCGCCUCCUAGCAGCCGAGAAGAGCAUAGUCGCUGUAGGAGCCUCUCGUGGUGACCCUCGCACCCUCGUCUUUGAGGGGUGCUCCCCUUCCCCCCUCUUGCCCUCUGUUGCUUCUGCUGGUGCGGCCGACCUCGUUGGUUUCGAGUCGGUCGGCGCUGCGUCUACCCCUAGCGGGAGACGCCGCACCGGCAAGGGCAAGGGGGGCAAGGGCGCUAGAGGGGCUGGCGGGGGCGGUGGAGGUGGUGGUGGAGGCAGUGGAGGGGGUGGGGGUGGUGGUGGGAGUGGUGGCGGGGGUGGAGGUGUCGGUGGCAGCAGUGGAGGCGGAGGAGGCGGCGGCGGUGGCGGAGGGAGCGGAGGCGGCGGAGGUGGCGGAGGCGGCGGAGGUGGCGGGGGCGGCGGAGGUGGUGGAGGCGGCGGCGGCAGCGGUGGAGCUGGUCAUGGCUCUGCGCAGAGGAGUGGGUCCGGUGGUGGUCCGCGCCUGCAGCAGCAGCGCAGUCGUGAGACCCUGUCCCCUCAGCAGCUUCGUGAGUGGUACGCUGCACGUCAGCGCGGUGGGGGUACUGGUCCCUGCACCUAA